Molecule: messenger RNA, 759 nt
Organism: Wallemia ichthyophaga EXF-994
Lineage: Eukaryota; Fungi; Basidiomycota; Wallemiomycetes; Wallemiales; Wallemiaceae
Product: putative undecaprenyl pyrophosphate synthase
Exons: 2
Coding region: 1-759 (252 amino acids)
Cellular component (GO): dehydrodolichyl diphosphate synthase complex; endoplasmic reticulum membrane
Molecular function (GO): ditrans,polycis-polyprenyl diphosphate synthase [(2E,6E)-farnesyl diphosphate specific] activity
Source: RefSeq, a predicted model, not a curated record
AUGCAGGUGAUCGCCAUUAUAAAGCGAGCAGCGCUGUUAGGACUGCUACUGCUAUUGCAUGCAUUGCAUAUCAUAACUCAGCUAUAUAAGAGUGUCAAGGCGUCGCUAAGGAGGCGGAGGAGCUACAACGUCAACCCACCCAAGUCGAUAGCGGUGAUACUGAUUAUGAACGAAUCCUCUGGUCUAUGGAGGCGCAACAAGCAGCUGCAAUGGCUCAUCGAUAGCGCACGUAACGCGACCAGCUGGUGUGAGAAGAUGGGCGUACAGCAGUUGAUGAUAUAUGAGAGUACAGGCACUCUCAAAAAAUAUUACAGCGAUAUCCAGGACGACGAUCUUGUCGCAGACACUCCACCCCUUUCUCCACCACCCACACCAAAGAUAGCGCCGAGGAGACUCAAUAAGGGAAUAUCCGUGAGGGUGCUGUCCGGCGACGAGGCAUCAGAUCGAUUCUUCACCGUAGCAGAGGAUGUGCAUAGGGAGGAGUUUGAGACGCAUACGCAGAGGAUAGCAUUCACAGACAGCCUGAUGAAGAGAUGGUACAAGCAUGACGACCCGGAACUUAUCGUAGUGCACCAUCUCCAGCCAUCAUUCAUCAGUAGGAGUCUGCAGAUGAACGGGUUUCCACCCUGGCAGCUGAGGGUUGGUGAGAUAUACCACGACGCUUUCCGCCUACCCUUUUCGCGCGGCCCACUUAAACAGUACACAUUAACAAAAGCACUCUAUGCAUACGGUAAAGUCGAACAGCGUUUGGGGAGGUGA